Messenger RNA from Cylicostephanus goldi, 363 nucleotides. The record is from the annotation of a GenBank genome assembly. NCBI's taxonomy places the organism in Eukaryota, Metazoa, Nematoda, Chromadorea, Rhabditida, Strongylidae.
AUGUAUGCGGAUACAUCAUCUGAUGACGAUAGCGACGAGGAAGAGGAACGUGAAGUGUUACCUCCAGUACAAAGAUCGCAGAAAAUAAUGGAUUUCGACAAAAUACAUUCUCAACCGACGCAAAAUGGCAGACUGGAGAGUGAAUCAACAAUGGCGUCAAAUACCUUUGGAGAUUCCGGUUCGGAAGAUGAAGAAAUUGUGGAAACCACUAUGAAAAUGCCGAAGCAGCAAGCCUUAGCGGUGACCAGGAUUGUGGUGAGAGACGACGGCCGGCCCGAUGAGCUCACCUCCGGCAUCAUGAAAGUGAACCUCGAUGGCAGAGAGGCCAUUACAGACGAAGAGUUCUCGGAAAAACUCAUCUGA